AUGCCCGCUCCGACGUCGUCGGAGGCUCGGCCCGUCGGCCCGAUCGGCCUUUCGGCCCGCCUACAGUCGAACGGCAUGAAGCAGUGCUGGGACUCGCUGGUGGAGCUCCAGUCGUGCACAGGGGAGGUGAUCCUCUUCUUCCUCAACGGCGAAACGUACCUGGGCCCGAGCUGCUGCCGGGCCAUUCGCGUCAUCGAGCAUCACUGCUGGGCCACCGACGUUUUGCUGGCGUCCCUUGGCUUCACGGCUCAAGAAGGAGACAUACUGCGCGGCUACUGCGAUCCAACAAACGAUUCCUUCGACCCGUCGACGCCGACGCCGACGCCGACGUCGCCGCCGGCCUCGCCGUCUAUCUCUCCAGGGCCAGCAUCCCACUAG
Molecule: messenger RNA, 378 nt
Organism: Ananas comosus (pineapple)
Lineage: Eukaryota; Viridiplantae; Streptophyta; Magnoliopsida; Poales; Bromeliaceae
Product: egg cell-secreted protein 1.4-like
Exons: 1
Coding region: 1-378 (125 amino acids)
Biological process (GO): double fertilization forming a zygote and endosperm
Source: RefSeq, a predicted model, not a curated record